This is a messenger RNA of Pediculus humanus corporis (human body louse), 1050 nucleotides long. RefSeq names its product restnol dehydrogenase, putative. The transcript is spliced from 6 exons. The record is from RefSeq and is a predicted model, not a curated record. Lineage: Eukaryota; Metazoa; Arthropoda; Insecta; Psocodea; Pediculidae. Bases 1 to 1050 code for a protein of 349 amino acids.
AUGGUAAACACAUUUAUGUACGUGGCAUUUCCCGUCGCAGUUGUUCUCGGUAUAAUUAGAAAAUUAAGAGAAAUUUCAUGGGGCCGAUUUAAAGAUUAUUCAUCUUUGGACGGUAAAGUGUUUUUAAUAACUGGUUCUAACUCCGGUAUCGGUAAAGAAACUGCCAGAGAAUUAGCAAAACGAAAUGCUUGUGUUAUAAUGGCUUGCAGGGAUUUAAACAAUGCAAAUUUGGCCAUUAAUGAUAUAAGAAAAACAACAACUUCUGGAGAAUUAGUUCCUAUGCAUUUAGAUUUAGCUUCAUUUGCAUCAAUUAAAGAUUUUUCUGAGAAGGCUCUUGAAAAGUUUCCAAAAAUUGAUGUAUUAAUUAAUAAUGCUGGAGUUUAUUUUCCACUUUCACAAUCCCAAAAAACAAAAGAUGGCUUCGAAAUGAAUUUCGGAAUUAAUCAUUUGGGUCAUUUUCUUCUCACACAACUACUUAUAGAGAGAAUCAAAGAUUCUGCUCCAAGCAGGAUAGUAAUUGUAUCAUCGACUCUUCAUGAAAGUGGAGUACUCGAUUUAAACGAUUUAAACAUGACUAAAAAUAUGGAUUCUGUAAAGAAGUUGAGAAAUAAUCCUGCAUAUUGUGCUUCCAAACUUGCUAAUAUGUAUCACAGCAGAGAACUUGCUUCUAGACUUAAAAAUACUGGAGUGGAUGUUUAUGCUGUUUGUCCUGGCUUUACUUACACUGGAUUAUUCAGAUAUAGUGAUAUCAAAUGGUGGCAAUACAUUAUGUUUAUGCCUAUAGCAUUAUUAUUUUUAAGAACUUCUUGGCAGGGAGCUCAAACUGUAUUACUUUGUGCAUGUGAUAAAAGUUUAAAGGGAGUUUCUGGAAAUUUCUACAGAAAUUGUAAGGAAUACAAAUCGAAAACGAAUUUUGAUCCAAAAAUUCAAUCUGCUCUAUGGGAAAAAAGUGAAGAAUUGGUUAAUCUUAAAGUUAAAAUUAUUCAACAUCUUAAAAUUAUUAGAAUUUUCAAUACAUUUUCAAAUGUAUAUUCAAGUUCUGCCUUUUAA